UAUGGCGGUUACAAGACGAGAUGUCUGUCAAAUACGUAAUUUCGGAAUGUAAAAGAAUUUUGUAUUGAGUGUUGUAUAAAAAAUUUGUCUAAUUUUACACUCUAAUUUGCAAGAGUGUUUAAAAAAGACUAUAAUAUAAUUGAGUGUAUACAAGCAUUAGGAAGCAUUUAAGUUUUUCUUCUGUAUAGCAGUUUCUGAACUUUUAGUGACUAAAGAAUGUAAAUACAUGGUUUUUGAUAUUAUUCCAUAUUAUUAUGCCGCUGAAUAGCCAAAAUUUAUCCGCAUGUAGUCAUAUAUAAAACAAGGUUUAUUAUAUUCUUGUAUGAUGUCGGCUCCACCAAAUAAAAUGAGAGGUCCUGGUCGUCCACCAAAAUUAAAAACGUUUUGCACCUGGUGUGGAGAAACGAAGCAAUCAUUAAAAUAUGUUUUACCAACUCAACAUGGAAAUAAGGAAUUUUGUUCUCAAAUUUGCCUUUCAGAAUAUCGUAAAGGUUAUGUUUCUGAGAGAGGAGCUUGUGUACAAUGUGAUAAUGUUAUUCGUGGUACACCUGUGAGACUUGAUCAACAAGAUGGACCAACAAAAUAUUUUUGCUCUCAUUUCUGUUGUAACAAACAUCAAAAGAAAGAUGGACAAUCAGAUUCAAAGAAAAACAAUAAUGAGCAGAGGUCUACAGUAGUAGCUUCUCCAGUUCUAUCAACAAUAUCUAGUAACAAUAAUUCUACAACAGUAGCAGCAACAGCGGCGGCGGCGGCAGCAGCAACGACAACAACAACAACAUCAAAUCAAUCCUAUAAAUCAAAUCUCAAUAUUUCACAAUCACCAUCAACUUCAAGUGGGAAUUUUCAAUUUGAAACUUAUCAAACAUUCGACUGGGAACAAUAUUUGAAAGAAACAAACAGUACCGCUGCACCUGCAGAAUGCUUUAAACAACAUGAAAUACCGCCGACAAAUGAAUUCAAGAUGGGAAUGAAACUGGAAGCGCUUGACCCGCGAAAUUUAACUUCAACAUGCAUAGCAACUGUGGUUGGUGUCUUGGGUCCACGAUUGCGUCUCCGAUUAGACGGGUCUGAUAAUAAAAACGACUUUUGGCGUUUGGUCGACAGCAACGAGAUUCACCCAAUAGGGCACUGUGAGAAGUCACGUGGCAUGUUACAACCACCUUUGGGAUUUCGAAUGAACGCCUCAAGUUGGCCAUCGUUUCUUAUGAAAACUUUGAAUGGUGCCGAAAUGGCACCAGCCAAAAUCUUUAAAAGCGAGCCAAGUACUCCGCGCUCAAAUAUGUUUAAAGUUGGUCACAAACUGGAGGCGAUCGAUAAGAAAAAUCCCCAACUAAUUUGUACUGCGACUGUGGGAGCUGUCAAAGAUGACAGAAUUCAUAUUACCUUUGAUGGUUGGAGAGGUGCUUUUGAUUACUGGUGCGAAUAUGAUUCAAGAGACAUGUUCCCCGCCGGCUGGUGUUUCAAAAGUGGACAUCCGCUUCAGCCACCUAAGCAAAAAUCCACUGGACAAAAUCGAUUCAAAUCCAGGACCAGUAACGUUCUUCCAGUUAUGGCUGUUUCUGGAUCAAGUGGAGAGUCCGCCGUUUCUUUAGUGAGUCCAACUUCUUCUAGAGCACCUCCGCAAUUAGCGACAGAACCAGAUACCAGUACUGCGAACAGCAGACUACUUUCGACGGAAAAUGUCACAUUGUACGUGAAUCAAACAUGUUCUUGCGGUCCAUAUUUUGAUCCUCGAAAAGUAAAAGCAAUGCCAGGUCAAUUUGGAUCAGGACCAAUUCCAAAUGUGGCGAGAGAAAUCUUUCAAGCUUUUUUAAUGGCAGCUUUGAAUCCAAGGCAAAUGUUGAAUUUACUGAAACGUGGCGAAGGUGAAUUCAUUACUUUAACAUUGGAAAGUAAACCAACGACAGUGAGAAUUCCAGUCUUUUUGGAAAUUGAGGAUUUCUAUACAUACAUUAGACGACAACUCGAAGAUCUUUGUGUGUGCGAAUAUUUACUAUCAAAAAGAAAGGAUAAUUGUAGUAAAUGUAUAAUCACAGCACAACAGCCCAGAAUUGUCGUCAAUGAUGAAUCAUCGACACCCUCUAUAGAAAAAAGACGGUGGUCUACUGAUAAUCAGCAAAAUUCUAUGAUCACAAUGUCGACAUCAACAUCACCACAACAAAAGCCCGAGCAUCCACAAACUAUUCCAACAACACAGACUGUAAUACCAGUCACUCCAUCACCUGCCAAACAAUCAAGAAAGUCUGUUCCCGAAUUUGAAGCAGCGACUUCAACGACACAAUCAGAAGUUCCUGUUGCUAAAUAUUCAUCAACGGAACCUUCCGAGUGGACAAUUGAAGAUGUUAUUCAAUUUAUUGCAAUUACGGAUGCUGCUCUUGGUCAACAUGCUGAUCUAUUUCGGAAACAUGAAAUUGAUGGUAAAGCUUUACUGCUAUUGAAUUCCGACAUGAUGAUGAAAUACAUGGGUCUGAAAUUAGGGCCAGCUUUAAAAAUCUGCAAUCUCGUGAAUCGAAUCAAAGGCCGAAGACAUUUAGUACUGUGACUCAUUUAAAUUGAAAUUUCACAGUCGGAUUUAUGAAACAUACUUUUGCUGUUGUUAAGUACAGGUAUGUCAAACAUCUUGAAAAUUCCUUUUUUUCUUUCGCUUCAUCAAUAGAAAAUCUGGUCUCGUUGCAAUUUUGAAGUAUACGAAUAUUUCUCAAAAAUAUACAACAUAUGAAUGAAGAAGAGAAAAAAAUGCAAAAUUUUUAAAAGUCGGAUGGAAGAAAUAAUUAAGAAUGAUAUCAAGGCUGUCUUCCAUUCAAGGAAAGCUUGACAAACUUUCAAAACUUAUGAUCUUCCUAUCUUGCCUUUUAUAUUUUUUAUAUUCUUUUUUUUAAUUAGAAUAUGUAUUUUCUUUUGUGCAUCAUAUUUAAUAUGAUUCUUUCAGAAGAAGUUAUUUAUUUAUAGAUGAUUUAUUAUGUUACAUUCGCGCAAGAAUGUAUUGCACAAUUUUUUUAAGCAAUUCUAGUUUAACAGUUAAAAUUCAUGUACAUUUUUCAUUUUUUUUUUUUUUUUUUUUUUUUUUUUUUUGGUAAUGCUAUUUUAUGUCUUUAAAAUAAAAAAAAAAUUUCUUCUCGUUUUGAAGAAGCCGGAGGGCAGCCUAAAAAUUAAGGCGGUGAGAAAAAGCUUUUCAUAUUGUGAAUAUUUUCCGUGGAUAUUAACGUUUUUAUCUAUUAUUAAUUAAACGAAAGUAUCUCACGUUAAUUUGAAAACUACAUUUAAAAUCUAAAGUGGUGAAUUUUAACGUAUAUAUUUUAUCUAAAGGCUUGUGAUCUCCGUUGAGACGAUUGUAUGUAAUACGGAACCGAUCAUUUCAGUAUCAUUUUAGUUUAUUUUUAAUAUCAGAUCCUACACCAUCUUCUCUUAAUGUUUCUCAUUGUCAGUUAAAUUGAUUUUGUAAUUCUUUUUUAAAUCUGAUUUAAAAAAAUAUUUACUUGCAAGUAUUUAUUUAUUAUUAUUAUUUUUUUGUUUGUUUGUUUGUUAAUAUUUAUGGCAAUGCUGUAUUUUUUAAAAUAUAGUUGUGGUGUAGGACCGUUUGCGAUAGUGACACAAUAAAGAAGAAAGAGUGGUGUAGCAAUCAUUUAUGAUAUUACUAUAAUUUUUUUUUUUUCAAAUGAUUAUCAUUUAUGUAAGAUAAUUUUAAUUGUUUUACUUUCAUAAUUUGUAAUGUAAAAAGAAAUUGAAUGACUGUAAGAGAAAGAAAUAGAGAAUAAGUUGUGUGCAAACAUAAAACUAAUGUUUAUAAAGAACAUUAUUUGUCAAAGUAUUUAAUUGAAUCAACUGAAAUAAAUUAUAUGUUGAUUUUCUUUGUAAACAAGAAAUAGGUACCUACCUACCACAGGAUAAUUUGACAUUCUAAUUUUUUGAUAAUGGAAUAUUUAAAAAAAAAACGAAAUAUCGAUUAUUAUUUAUGGUAAAUUUUCAUUAUUAAAUUCUCUAUAUUAAAAAAAAUAUAUUAUUUAUAGUUAUACAAAUCUUGUUUUACCUAAUGUAAAUUAUAAUGUGAUUAUUGCACGACAACAAAAAUGAUAUUUAGAUAUUACUCUACAAUAUCUAUAAAUAAAAACAAAUUACUGGAAAUUUUAGAAUAAUUAAAUGUUAAUUACUCGAAAACAAUUUAAAACUUCCAGCUCUACCUAUGUACUAUUAUUAUUAUUAUUAUUAUUAUUAAUGAUAGUAAAAUAGUAUAAAAGAAACAUUUUAAUCAAUUUCAAAAGUGU
Messenger RNA from Leptopilina heterotoma, 4262 nucleotides. RefSeq names its product polycomb protein Scm (gene Scm). The record is from RefSeq and is a predicted model, not a curated record. NCBI's taxonomy places the organism in Eukaryota, Metazoa, Arthropoda, Insecta, Hymenoptera, Figitidae. The transcript is spliced from 8 exons. Gene Ontology annotation, biological process: regulation of DNA-templated transcription. Gene Ontology annotation, molecular function: protein binding; zinc ion binding. Gene Ontology annotation, cellular component: nucleus. Bases 323 to 2542 code for a protein of 739 amino acids.